AUGGGGUUGCCGCUGCCGGAGGUGCACCUGGCGGUGAAGGAGGGCCGCUUGGCGGACGUGCAGAAGCUGCUGGAGCAAGGCAAGAACGUGAACGAGGUGGACCUGGAGGGGCAGACGCCGCUGCACACGGCCGCUAAGUACGGCCAGGACCGCAUCGCAGACCUGCUGCUCAACCAUGGCGCCAACAUGGAGGCAAAGGACAAAUGGGGGCUGUGGACGCCGCUCCACCACGCCGUGUUCAACGGAGCGACCGGCGUGGUGAAGCUGCUGCUGGAGAGGAGCUGCGACAAGGAGGCGCGGGACCAGAAGAUGUUCACUCCGCUGCACUGCGCUGCGUCGAGUGGCAGCGUGGAGGUGGUCAAGGUGCUGCUGCAGAGGGGGGCCAACAAGGCGGCCAAGAACAAGGACGGGCAUACCCCGCAGCAGCUGGCGGAGCACGGCAAACGGGCUGACGUCAUCAGGAUCAUCAAUGCGCACACGGCCAGCAGGCGGGGCUCCACCAUGGUGGGCGGUGCGGUGGCGGAGACGAUCGCGCAGGUGGACCUGAUGCGGCGCGCGGAGGCGAGCGUGGGGCGCGCGUACGACGAGAUUGCGGCACGGCGCGCGCAGGCCAAGCUGGAGGAGAUGGAAGAGAAGAAGAAGGCCGCCGAGGACCGCGCGCGCGAGGCCACCGACAAACUGCAGGACGCGCUCGACCGGGCCGCGCAGGCGGAACGGAAGCAGUCCGACGCGGAAGCUGUGGCCCGUCGCGAGGAGGACAUCCGACGGCAGGCAGAGGAGAGCGCGGCGUCCGAGAAGAUUCUGAGAGCCGCCGCCGAAGAGCGCGCGCUGGAGAGCGCGACUGCGCGCGGGCGGGCCGAGGCAGGCGCAGCGGCCGCGGAGGCGAAGCGGCAAAAGGCCGAGAAGCGUGUUGAGGAGCUGACGUCUGCGCUGGAGGAGACGCGCAAGACGCUGGACGACGCGACGCACAUCCGGGAGAAGCUGGAGAAGCAGCUCCAGGCGGAGGUGCACGCGGGCCACCAGGCGCGCGCGGCCGCCGACGCAGCCGAAGAGCGCGCGCGCGCUGCCGAGACACGCGCGCAGUCCGCAGAGGAAGAGGCGGAGGCUGCGCGGAAGGAGGCGGCCGAGGCGGGUGAGCGCGCGAGCGAGGCGGGGGUGCGGGCGACUCAGGCAGAGAAGCGGUGCGCGGCCUCCGAGCAAACGGCGGGCGAGGAGUCCGCCAAACGGAAGGAAGCCGAGGCGGCCGCGGCGCGCGAGUCGAGCCUGCGCUGCGACUUUGAGCAGGUGGCAAGCGCCGCCGAGAAGCGGCGGAACGAGCUCGAGUUGGUCAACCGGAAGCUGGAAUACAAGCUGACGGGCGCGCAAGAGAUGGCGCGCGAGGAGCGCGCGAAACGCGAGUCCGAGGCGGGCAAGGCAGACGAGAAAACUCGCGAGCUCGAGGCGCGGCUCGCGGACGCGCUGCGGAAGGUGGAGGAGCAAGAAAAGUGCGCGGGAGAGGCGGAGAGACGCGCGCGCGAGUUGGAGAAGAAGCAGUUCAUCGCGGACAGUCGGCUCUUGGAAACGGAGAACGAGCUUCAGCGGUUGAAGAGGGACGGGGACCGGUUGGAAGCGGAGCUGGCGAAAGCGCGCGCGAUGAUGCAGGAGUGGAAGGCGCGCGCGGUGGACAACGAGGUGCGGCGGGCAAACGCGGAGGCACGGGCCACGAUCGAGGGGAACAAGGUCGGGGACCUCGAGGCCAAGCUGGUGGACAUCCAGCUCCGGGCGGCGGGUGACGUCAACAGCGAGAGCGCGAAGCGGCGGCAGGCGGAGGCGGCUGUGCGCGACGAGAAGGAGAAACGCGAGCGCGCGGAGGCGAUCGCGGCCGAGGAGGCGCGGGCACGCGAGCUUUUGGAAAGGCGGGACGCGGAGGCGGCCGCCAAGAUGCAGGAGCUGCAGUUCUCGGUGCAGUGCGGGGUCGAGAAGCAGUCGCAGCUGCAGAAGGCGCUCGCGGAAGAAAGCGCGAAGCGCGCGCAUAUCGAAGCCAAGCUCAAGGCGGAGGCAGAGGCGCGGGCCGCCUUGGAAGCAGCCAUUUCCCAUGAAAUCGCGAGAGCAGAGGCGCAUAAGCGCGCGCUCGCUCAAGCGGAGGAUGACUUCAAGGAGUUGAAGGAGCGAGCCCGGGAGGCGGAAGAGGGGACCGGAGCGGAACGGAAGCGGAAGGAGGAGCUCGAGUUGGCGCUCGUAGAAGAGAGCAACCGUCGGAUGGCCGCCGAGAGCCGCGCCGCGCACGAGGGCGCCAAGCGUGCUGACGCAGAGGCACGUGCCCUGGCGGCCGAGAAGAGCGGGUCCCUGGCCGAAAUCGAAGCGCUCGAAAACGCGCGCGCGGAGGCGCGGGCCGAAGCCGCCAAGAGGGAGGAGGCGGAGAUGCGCGCGCGGGAAGAAGCGCUAAAACGUCAGAUGGCAGAAUCACAGGUCGAGAACGAUGCUCGAGAGCGCGCUGCCCUGCGCGCGCAGUUGACGGAGGAGCACGCCAAGCGGUCCGCGCUGGAAGCGAGCGCGCGCGAGGAGCGCAGGCGCUGCGAAGAGGGCGACGGGGCACUGCGCGAGGCAACGGGGAGGGCUGCGCGGCUGGAGGCAGCGCUGGCGGAAGCGCAAAGCGGCGCGUCUGGCGCAGCGCGCGAGCGAGAGGAGCUGGAGGCGAAACUAGCGGCUGAGGCGGAGAAAGCCCGCGAGCUGGCGUCCCGGCUGGAGCAGGCCCACAGCGCGCGCGUUCAAACCCUCGACACCGCGGCCGCGAGCGCGCUCCACAAGCAGGUGGAAGAGGUCCAGCAGCGCCUCCGGAGCGAGUCGGAGGAGCGCGCGUCGGCUCAGGCGCGCGUCGCGGAGGCGGAGGCCCGGCUGGCCGACGCAGAAGAGAGAGCGGCGGCCGCCGAGAAACUGGUCGCCGAGGCGCGCGCGCUCGCGCGCAGCAGGGGAGAGGCGAGGGAGGAGGUGGCGCGGAAGCGGGCGGAAGAGGCGGAGGAGCGACUGAAGGAGUCCGAAGCCCGUCGCCUCGAGGCCGAAGCGCGCGCAGAAGAGGAGGCGGCCCGGCGCGCGCGGGCUGAGUCCAGCUUGCAGAGCCUUUCGCAAAGCCAGGCGUCGCUCGCGCGCCUUCAGGAGGAGGCGAACGCGCGCGCGGAGGAGAGAGCGGUGGAGCUGGCCGACGCAGCCAUGGCCGGGGAAAUGGAGAAGCGGCGCGCGGCGGAAGCAAAGCGGGCCGACAGCGAGGCGCGGCUCAAGGCCGAGGCGGCCAAACGUGCGGAGGCGGACGCAAAGGCCGCGCGCGAGGAGGCGCGGCGCAACGAGCUGGAGCAGCGGCUGGUAGCGGCAGAGGCCGCGCGCGCGGGCCUGGAGUCAAAGGUACGCGAGGCGGAGCGGCUCGCGGAGAAGAGCGCGCGCGCGUUUGAGGAGGCGAUGAACAAGAGCGAGGCCAAGGCGCAGGCGCUCGUGGAGUCGGCGGCGCAGGAAGAGGCCCGGAAGCGGAAGGCUGCCGAGGCCAAGCUUCAAGAGGAAGCAGCGAAGCGCGCGGCCGCGGAGUCGAAGCUGAGCGCGACGGAGAUGAAGAAGGGCGACGCGGAGGCGCGCGCCAAAGAGGCGGAGCUGCGCCGAGCGGAGGUCGAGAAGCAGCUCAAGGCAGAGCAGGCGAGGCUAGCGGAUAUGGAGGCAAAGAUGCGCGACGCGCUGCGCAAGCGCGAGGAGGCGGAGAUGAAGGCGCGCGCGAUGACGCUCUCGCUCGCGGAGAGCAUGGACGGCGCGGCCGCGGAGGCGACCAUCAAACAGAUCGAGAAAGACACGAAACUGUCGACGGACCCCAUCAGCGACGACGAGGACGGCAAGAAGAAGAAGGGGGGGGGCAUGUUUGACAAGCUCAAGGCGUACAGGAUGGGCAAGACCUAG
Messenger RNA from Klebsormidium nitens, 3912 nucleotides. The record is from the annotation of a GenBank genome assembly. Lineage: Eukaryota; Viridiplantae; Streptophyta; Klebsormidiophyceae; Klebsormidiales; Klebsormidiaceae.